CCAACAGAUACAACAACAUUACCUCCUCCAGUUACUGUUCGAAAGCACAAAACAACAACAUUAUUACAUCUCCACUCCCCUCUCCCCAAGACCACAACAUCUCCCAUCUCCGCCGCACAACUCCCUCCACCACCCAUGGACCACCGCACCACCCUCUCCGACACCGUCUUCGAGUGCGUCAUCCCUUACAUAACCGAUCCCAAAGACCGCGAAUCCAUCUCCCUCGUCUGUCGCAAAUGGUACGACCUCGACGCGCUCACGCGAAAGCACGUCACCAUCGCCUUCUGUUACACCUCCACCCCUGCUCAGCUGCUGCGCAGAUUCCGUCACAUAGAGUCUAUAAAGCUCAAGGGGAAGCCGCGGGCGGCUAUGUUCAAUUUGAUUCCCGAGGAUUGGGGUGGCUAUGUCACGCCUUGGGUUGUUGAGUUCUCUCGGAGCUUUGUGGCGUUGAAUUCUCUUCAUUUUAGACGGAUGAUUGUGCGAGAUGAGGAUCUUGAGCUGAUUGCGAAGUCGCGUGCUCGCACGCUCCAGGUGCUGCGACUGGACAAGUGCUCCGGCUUUUCUACUCUUGGCUUGCUGCAUAUUACUAGCUCUUGCAGAAAUUUAAGAACCUUGUAUCUGGAAGAGAGUACAAUCAUUGAAAAUGGCGGGGAAUGGCUACAUCAGCUUGCUUUGCACAACAAAGUUCUUGAAACACUGAAUUUCUAUAUGACUGAGCUAGCUGAAGUCAGCCACCACGACCUAGAACUUUUAGCCAAGAACUGUAGCUCUCUUGUCUCAGUCAAGAUUAGUGAUUGUGAAAUUUUAAAUCUUGCUGGUUUUUUUGAGGCUGCUUCUGCACUAGAAGAAUUUGGUGGUGGUUCCUUCAAUGAUCAACCAGAGAUGUAUAAAUACAUGCCAAUUCCCCCAAAAAUUUGUAUGCUGGGCCUAACUUACUUAGGGAAGCAUGAAUUGCCCCAUGUAUUUCCUUUUGCAUCUCGAAUAAAGAAAGUGGAUCUUCUCUAUGCUUUUCUUGACACUGAGGACCAUUGUCUAUUAAUUCAAAGGUGUCCUAACUUGGAAUUUCUUGAGACCAGGAAUGUUAUUGGUGAUAGAGGAUUGGGAGUCCUUGCAAAUUUUUGCAAGAAAUUGAGGCGGCUUAGGAUUGAGCGAGGUGCUGAUGAACAAGAGAUGGAAGACGUUGAAGGCAUUGUGUCUCAUACAGGAUUAAUAUCUUUGGCAGAAGGAUGUCCCGAAUUGGAAUACCUGGCUGUGUAUGUUACUGAUAUUACAAAUGGAUCUUUAGAAUGCAUGGGCAGACACUUGAAAAAUCUUUGCGAUUUCCGAUUAGUGUUGCUUGAGCAACAAGAAAACAUAGCAGAUUUGCCGCUUGACAAUGGAGUUCGGGCUCUAUUACGAGGUUGCCAUAAGCUUAAAAGGUUUGCUUUAUAUCUUCGGCCUGGGGGAUUGACAGAUAGGGGUCUUGGUUUUGUAGGGCAAUACAGCCAAAAUGUGAGAUGGAUGCUUCUAGGUUAUGUAGGGGAAUCGGAUGCUGGAAUUUUGGCAUUAUCUAAAGGCUGCCCUAACUUGCAGAGGCUAGAAAUGAGGGGAUGUUGCUUCAGUGAAAGUGCAUUGGCUACUGCUGUGUUGCAGCUAGCUUCAUUGAGGUACUUAUGGGUGCAAGGAUAUAGAAGGUCCCAAACAGAUAGUGGUCUUUUGGCCAUGGCUCGCCCCUUCUGGAAUAUUGAAUUGAUACCUGCCAGACGUGACAUUCAUGCUGAUGCCUAUGGAGAGGCUGUAGAAACUGAACAACCGUCACAUAUACUUGCAUAUUACUCCUUGGCCGGACAAAGAACAGAUUUUCCAGAUUCAGUCAUCCCUUUAAAUCCAAUUUCUUCAAUCUGUUCAUAGAUCUGUAUAUAUCCUUUUCCAUAUGUUGGGUUACCUGUUUAACUGCCUCGUUUGCAUCCUGUUUAUAGGUUUGUGUAUCUUUCUAUUUAAUAAGAGAAUUUUCUGCUCUUUUCCAUGUUUGGAGUUAUGGUUCGACAUCAGAUUGAUUUCGGCAUGUAAGUUUGACUGAAUUGAUUAUUUAGGGUCCAUUGUACUCUCUCAUGUUGUAAUAGUUUUCAGUUUUGAUUUGCCA
Daucus carota subsp. sativus is the source of this 2122-nucleotide messenger RNA. RefSeq names its product coronatine-insensitive protein 1. The transcript is spliced from 3 exons. Lineage: Eukaryota; Viridiplantae; Streptophyta; Magnoliopsida; Apiales; Apiaceae. Bases 136 to 1890 code for a protein of 584 amino acids. Gene Ontology annotation, cellular component: SCF ubiquitin ligase complex. The record is from RefSeq and is a predicted model, not a curated record. Gene Ontology annotation, biological process: SCF-dependent proteasomal ubiquitin-dependent protein catabolic process.